CACAUGAAAAGCCUCUGUAUGAUUGCAUCAGGUUUCUUCCAACAGAUGCAUGGGGGGGUGCUGACAAGUCCAAGAAAGCACAUAUGGGCACGGUGGUUUGAGGUCACACCGUACAAUGGAGAAACUCACUUUCACAUGACUGGCAGAAUUCUAUAGCCAGCCUAAAACUGUAUGCACACUUUUUUUUUUUUUUUAGGACUUCUGUAUUUUUCACGCGGGUGACUCUUGUGACACACAGCACAUGUUGCCCUGCCUUCCUGAGAUAUUUUUUGCCUGAUUGGAAACAUCUGGCGUCUGCCUGGCUAUAAAAAAACCCCAUGUGGUUGUGCAGCUUUUCCAAAGCACAAGAAAGCCACCAAAGCAGAGAGCAAAGGCGCGAGAGGAGACAUUAAGGUUUGCUGAGACCAGGACCGACAAACUGCUAAAUUACCAGGGUGGAAAUCGUAUAAGGAACUGAAAAGCUCUGGAUCCCCAUCCACCGUCCGCAUCUAACUCGGGAGGCAACAUGGUGCAGGCAAAGCGGCUGGCAACUUUAAUCACGGGCCUGGUCGAAUGCUUGUGCUUCGCCGGCAUCCUCUUUGGCUUUGCCUCCAUUGUCUUCGUCUUUAAAUCGGAAGGCUACUUUAAAGAGCUGUGUGUGAACGGCACUGCCAAUGUAACAGAUGCAGAAAGAUGCAGUGCCCAAGACGAGCAGUUUUCCCUCAUCUUCACCAUCUCGUCGUUCAUGAACAAUUUCAUGACGCUACCUGCUGGCUACAUUUUCGAUCGAUUUGGAACCACCGUGGCCCGACUUCUCGCCAUAAGCCUUUACACCUUGGCCACUGUGAUGAUUGCCUUUUCUUCUGCAGCUGCUGCAAUGAUCCUUUUCCCAGCACUCUCCUUCCUGGCAGUCGGAGGAAUUUUGUUCCUGUUGACCAACAUACAGGUUGGAAAUUUAUUUGGAAAUCAUCGAUCUACCAUUAUUACCCUGUAUAAUGGAGCUUUUGAUUCCUCCUCGGCCAUUCUUCUCAUUGUCAAGAUACUCUAUGAGAGUGGCGUCCCAUUGCAGGCCAGCUUCCUGUUCAUCUCCUGCUGCAGCGUCAUACACUUGCUACGCACCUUCUUUCUGAUGCCACGUAAGCAGUUCCCGUAUCCGCUGCCUGAUGAUUAUAAUUACGGGUUACCCUGUGGAAGAAGAAAGAAGCUGUCAGUUACUAAAGCCGACCUAAAUGACAAAACGCAGUCGACCCCUUCAAGAAGUAUGGACAAGGAGCUCAACACUGAGAACGCGCCGCUCCAAAAUGAUGGGAAGACAGUAGCCACCAGCCCACAGGAUCAGCGGGAUUUUAAGAGCUGCUUCCUCUCAUCCCUCUUUUUCUGGCAUCUUGUGUGGAUUUCUGUCAUGCAGCUGCGACACUACCUGUUCAUCGGAACACUCAACCCCAUGCUGGUGCGACUUUCUGAAAAUGACCAACACCAAGUUAGCCGCUACACCAACGCCUUUGCCUUCACCCAGCUGUGCGGCGUUUUGUGUGCCCCAUGGAACGGACUGGUGAUGGACCGGCACAAAAGGGGACACAACAGCCAGAAAAGCACAGAUGCACUCGCCGACCUCCAGUCUUCGGUGUUGUCUCUCGCACUGACCGCCUUCCAGUGCGUUUUGUUUUCCGUGUGCGUGACCAUCCCAGUGCUGCCAGUACAGUAUGCCUCCUUCAUCCUGCAAGUUCUCAACAGGUCCUUUCUGUAUGGAGGAAACGCGGCAUUCGUCGCAAUUGCAUUCCCAGCCCGUCAUUUUGGAAAGCUGUACGGCCUCAUCAUGGCCCUCUCGGCAGUGGUGUCCCUGCUGCAGUACCCCUGCUUCGCUCUUAUGAGGGGGCCUCUGAAUGGAGACCCCCUUUACGUGAACAUCUUCCUCCUUGGGACGACUUUGCUGGCAUUUGUAAACCCUAUCAAUGUCUACCUACACUGCCGCAGACAGAACCAAAACGCCAAUCAAACAGAUGAAGGCAACGUUCCCUGCCAGGCCUUUGAGGCGGACAUCUAACCAACAGAACGGGUGGAAAAUCGUCAAGAAAGCAACUCAGAGGCACAGCAAUAAAUGCCGCAACUUUUUAUGUCUCGGACUGAAGUAUAAAUGAAGUAUAAACAAAAGGGACUAGACUACGGAUUUCUUGCUAUCCAGUAUUAACUUUUUUUUUUUUUUUAAUAUAUGAAUGUAAAGACAAUUGUUGCUUGAAUUUUACUACAUUUGAAUUAUGCAAAAGGGAUUUUUUUUAGUAAUAAUACUUUGGCUAAUAUUACAAACUUUUUGAAAAUAUCUACUUGUUUGAUCCCCCCCCUUUUUUUUUUUUUAAUUAACAGUAACAAACAUAUCAGAACUAUCAGUAUGAAACCCAAUUUUGACUUAUCAGAAAACAAAGAAGAAAAAAAAACCCUUGUCCUUAAAUCUAUACAUUCACUGUGGCAUUUAUUUAUAAAUAAUGUCAUUCCUUGGUUAGCAGGAAAGAAGUGAGCAGUGAUUUUUUUGUGUCUCUCCAUUUUCCAAACAAUAUUUGUAAUCCUCGAGAAGAGCGGUUUCCAGCCAAACCAACCAAAUAAUAAUAAUUAAAAAAAAAUAAA
Erpetoichthys calabaricus (reedfish) is the source of this 2598-nucleotide messenger RNA. It is a transcript of the gene slc43a3a, whose product is annotated as solute carrier family 43 member 3a. Gene Ontology annotation, biological process: transmembrane transport. The transcript is spliced from 13 exons. The record is from RefSeq and is a predicted model, not a curated record. Gene Ontology annotation, molecular function: transmembrane transporter activity. The coding region runs from base 506 to 2023 and encodes 505 amino acids. NCBI's taxonomy places the organism in Eukaryota, Metazoa, Chordata, Cladistia, Polypteriformes, Polypteridae.